Molecule: messenger RNA, 1178 nt
Organism: Lactuca virosa
Lineage: Eukaryota; Viridiplantae; Streptophyta; Magnoliopsida; Asterales; Asteraceae
Source: the annotation of a GenBank genome assembly
UUCCCAACCUCCAAUCAGUUAAUUACAAUCCACCCUCCUUAAAUUCAUGCACAUUGUCAUGUAAACCAAAAGAGUAUGGAUUUUGUUUUUACGUUCUUUGCUCAUUUGUAUCGAAUAAAUCGUUUUUUUAAUGUCUUUUAAAUUGCAGCAAUCUCAAAAACCACAUGAGUCAAUCCCACUUCAUCCCUCCUCCAAUCAUAACCAUCUUCAUUCACCGCUUUUUGUAGCAUCGUAACAAAUCCAUUCAAGAUCCUCAUCAUUCAUAAGAUUUAUCAAGAUUCUGUGUCUAAUGGAAGAACCUGGAGAUCUUUUAGAAGAUAGUUGGUUCUUUGGAAACUUACUUCACACAAAAACAAGAACCAUUUCUCGAUGUUAUUCUGAUCUUACUUCCAGUUCUUGCCCUCCUCUUCCUCCUCUAUGUUCCAAUCAAGAAUCCAUUGUUAAGAAUGAGAGAAAGAACUCUAGCGUUUCCUCAAGAAAGCAGCCACCCAUUGCUCCUCGAAAUCUAAACAGAACACCAUCUUUGCCAAAUUCAGUGGAAACACGAUCCUUUAUAAUGAAAAAUACCGACACAAGUCCGCAUUUGAGUAGAACAUCAUCCAUGACAACUUCUGAAGAUGAAACUGAUCAAGAAGAGGAUGAAGAAGAUCAAGAAAGUGAGUUUAGUUUGGGGAGAUUGAUAAGACAAGCAUCGAUGAACUCUUCACAUACAUCAAACCCAUCUCGAAAAACAUCUAAGGCGAUGAUGGAAAACAUGGGAAAGAAACCCGAAUUAGGUCAAGAAAAGAUUCGUGAUGUGAGGAAAACUGAGAGAAACAGAAGCAAAAACAUAAAGAUUAGUGGAAAGAACAAAAAUGGUGCUCCUGCAAUUCCAGGAGGAUGGGUUGAUAAGAGUUCAUCAGAAGACAUGAAAGCACAUAUCAAGUAUUGGGCUAGAGCUGUGGCUUCUAACGUGCGCCAGGAGUGUUCAUGAUAGCUAGUUCGUUGGAAUUGGAAUAAGUUUCGAGUUAAUAAUACAACUUGAUCAUGACGGAAAUAACAUGUCCAAAGCUCUCUUUAGAUUCAUUUUUUGUCUAAUUCUUCCAAAUUGGCUGUAAAUUUUGUCCCUUUCCAGAUCUAUAAAUGUUUGAGUGAACUGAAUAAUUGGUCUCUCGAAUUUGGUAGUACUUUGGUUACAC